Messenger RNA from Blepharisma stoltei, 601 nucleotides. Lineage: Eukaryota; Ciliophora; Heterotrichea; Heterotrichida; Blepharismidae. The record is from the annotation of a GenBank genome assembly.
AUGGAAUUAGGCACCUUGGAAUUAGACUUAAAAGGCAGCAUCAAAAAUGUAACUCAUAAAUAGAGCUCAGGAGAAUUAGAAGGAUGGCCUGAAGAAAAUAGAAAACGAGUGCUGACGAUGCUGGAAGAUUCUGGUGCGCUUUUAGGCUCAGAUUCUUUCAGAAGACUAGUUGUUGCUUAUACAGGCUAUGAGUAUUUAAUUACAAUUACCCGAGAUUCCAUAUUAGUUCUAUUAACAUCCCAUUUAAUAAUGAAUCCUUUUUGCUCUUUAUUAAUUGGGGUUACUUAUAAUUUAUUAAAAUGAAAUAUUUAAUCAUUAUAGAAAUUUUAAAGAUUAUUAGCAGAAUAAAUGAAAUUAUUUCAAAAUCUUUGAAAAUCAAUAAAAAUAAUGAAAUAUAUUAAUAUUUAUUAUGAAUGUGAAGUAGAGGUAUAUAUGUCAAUUUUUUUUAUAAUUUUUAAAAUUAUAAAAAAUUUUUGUCAUUGGUUUGUAAGAAUAAAUCAAAUUUUUAUUUAAAUUAAUUGGAGACAUUUCAAACCAUUUAAAUUAUAAUAAAAUUUUUAGGUUUUCUUGAUAUUAAAUAAGUGAAGUAAGAGAAAAUUAA